This is a messenger RNA of Chelmon rostratus (copperband butterflyfish), 3093 nucleotides long. RefSeq names its product TBC1 domain family, member 24 (gene tbc1d24). The record is from RefSeq and is a predicted model, not a curated record. Bases 264 to 1979 code for a protein of 571 amino acids. The transcript is spliced from 8 exons. NCBI's taxonomy places the organism in Eukaryota, Metazoa, Chordata, Actinopteri, Chaetodontiformes, Chaetodontidae.
CGGUUUUGUGUUGUAGAGGUAAAUCUCAUCCCUGUCUCCAGCUCUGUAUUUUAAAUGCAUCGCUUUUCCACAAAUUCAAGCUGAAAUCUCUCCGCAUCAACAAACUCCAAGACAGCCUGCGGACCAAAUUAAUUUCUGUAACCAUCAUGGGCAGUUAAGACAAAUAGGCUAGUUAUCUGCUGUGUGGAGGACAGACCGUUAGUAACACCACGAGGCGUCCCUCCUCUCUUCCCGCUAAGGCAGUCCAGCAAGUUUCCAGCACCAUGGCUGAAGAAGAAUAUGGCAGCUUUGUGGACUGGAACCAGAUGGGGGAUCUGGCCAAGAGCAGCGGGCCCACCAAAGUAGACUGUAAAGACCUGAACGAGUUCAAACAGAUGGCUCGGCAGGGUUACUGGGCCAAAAACCACAAACUACGGGCACAAGUCUACCAGCAGCUCAUCAAAGCCAUUCCCUGUCGUACAGUUACCCCAGAUGCAGAAGUGUAUCGUGACAUUAUGGGAAAUGCAGCCACUAAGAAGCCCUCCUCCCACAUCCCACUUCCAGAUUUUGUCGAUGGAAGCCCUGUGCCACGGUACUGCCUGAAGCCAGAGGCUGUAGCUUCAGCCCAUCAGAUUAUCAACUGCGUGGCUGGGCAGUUUCCAGAUAUCUCCCACUGCCCAUCACUACCGGCCGUUACUUCAUUGCUUCUGCACUUCAGCAUAGAUGAAGCUCAGUGUUUUGAGCAUGUCAGCCGCAUACUGGCCUGCAACGAGCCAGGCAAACGACUGCUGGACCAGACCUUCCUGGCCUAUGAGUCUAGCUGCAUGACUUUUGGUGACCUGGCCAACAAAUACUGCGCAGCAGCUCACAAGCUGAUCGUGGCCACAGCCCAGGAUGUGGUUGAAGUCUACUCAGACUGGCAGCGCUGGGUGUUGGGUGACCUGCCUUUCAGCCACAUGGUCCGGAUCCUGGAUGUCUACCUAGUGGAGGGCUACAAGAUUCUCUUCCGCGUGGCUAUAGCCUUGCUCAAGUUCUACCGCAAGCACAAAGCCGGGGUCCAGGGAGGCCAGGGUAGCCAGCAGCAACAGGAUUCAAGCAAAGUUAAGGCCGACAUUCAGGCUUUUGUCAAGGGCAUCGCUUCCACCGUUACACCCGACAAGUUGCUAGAGAAGGCCUUCUCCAUCCGACUGUUUAGCCGCAAGGAGAUCACCCUGCUGCAGCUCACAAACGAAAAGUCCCUGCAGCAGAAAGGAAUCACUGUUAAACAGAAGCGUUCUAGGCGGAACGUGCAGCUGGCUCUUAACCCUGACACCUUCUCCUCAGAGAUUGUCAGUGCCAAGGAGAUGCGGGACAUCUGGUCGUGGAUCCCUGAGCGCUUUGCCCUGUGCCAACCACAACUCCUCUUCACCACCACUACCCAUGGUUGCAGCCUAAACAGAUUCUACUCGCAUUGUGAAGGCUAUGAACCCACUCUGCUCCUCAUCCGGACCACAGAUGGCGAUGUAUGUGGAGCCUUCCUGUCCACAGAUUGGGAAGAGCGGAAGCGAGGAGGCAAUAAAUUGAGUUUCUUUGGCACAGGGGAGUGCUUCGUCUUCAGGCUGAAACCAGAGAUGGAGCGCUACGAGUGGGUGGUGAUCCGUCACCCUGAGUUAGCCUCCUCCAUCAAGACUCAGGACCAGGAGGACGCAGCCCCCUGUCAGGGCCAAAACUCAGACAACAAUAGCUUACAGCAGCCAGAGAAACCUGCUGGAGACCUGUCGCCCUUCCUCUCCGCCCGCCACUUCAACCUCAACUCCAAGAACACUUCCAUGUUCAUGGCAGGCAACGUUGACUCCAUCAUAGUGGGGGGAGGUGAAGGCAACGCUCUCUACAUUGACUCUGAGCUGAACCAUGGGCGCACUUGCAGGUGUACCACCUUUGACAACCCGCCCCUGUGUGCUGAGAGCUUCCAGGUGUCCCUGCUAGAAGUGUGGGGCUUCCAGGACGCCAUGGCCUCAUAAUGCUGUACACAUUCACACUUGUAGACGCAUACAGAUGUGGACUCUUACCUACGUGCACGUUCAUGCACACGUAUUUUAACACUUAAACACACAAAAGCAGAAAAUGUUGAUAUCGAAAGUCCAGCAAAGUGGUGGAAAACACAGAUAUGCAAACAGAACCACAUCCGUCCUGCAAAUUCAUAUAUAACAUUUUAUUUAUUAAUGCAGUUAAUCCAAACUUCAACAUGUGGAAGUUAUGUGAUAUUUUUGUGUUCCUGUUUAUUUUUGUAUUUACAGAUUUGUAUUAUGUGUACUUCUUAUGUUAAAGUGUGUUGUAAAACUCUAGAUAAAGCCAGUUUGAGGUUCAUUUAGAGGGUUUUCUUAUGUCUGUUGAUGUUUUCAUGCUGAGCUGCAAUGUUUGAAUUCCUGAAUGUAAAUUCAGUCGUUAAUGUUCUGUGGUUUGGCUCAAUCUGCCAAAUUUAUUGUAUAGGGAGCCCUGCAGUCCUUAAAAAAAAUGUUAUUUACCAGGGCGGGUUGAUCAACUGACGUUUACCAUCAAAAAUGUGUGAAGUCGGGAUCGAGUGAUUUUGUGAGACGUGUUUUAAAAUGUUGGAAUUCAACAAUUAAGACUUUGUGAAGUUGUACCAGGUCCGAUAGUUUUUUGGUCAAGUCCUGUCACAUUUUCCCACUCGUUUUGAUUUGCUGUACAUAUGUGGGACAUGUCCUAAAUGAACUGAUGUGGUAAAUUUUUGUGAAUGUCAGUGGUGAAUUUGACUGUUUUUUGCCAUUUUGCACCAUAUGUCAAAGCUUUCUUUUGAAUGAGUGGCAGUUUCUCCUUUGUGCAGCGUAUGAAUAUUCAUGUGAAUAACAGACAAACUUUUUUUAAAGAAAAAACUCAAGAGGUGUUUACAAGUAACAGAUAUAAAUGCAGCUUGUUCAUCUUUCUCUUCUUUUCCUGUUAACUUCCGUCCUUUCUAGUGUGAAGACAGUAACAAAAGAAGUCCAGAACCGUGCCCUGUUCGCUAAGUGUUGUUGGGGUCAUACAUGCUAUUCAUAUUUGUUUGAUCAAACAUGUGCUCCAGUGAAAUACCAAUGCAGUAACUACAAAUGUAUCAUUCAUGUGAAAAUACAACAA